AUGGCUACUUUGAAUGUUUUCUCUCAAACAUUGCACCCUACAAUUUCAUCUUCUUUCUGCUGUUCUUCUUCUUUUUAUUCAAAUUCUAGCUAUGGUUCUUUCUGUUCAAAUUCUAACACUUCUAAAUUUCAUUUCUUUUCCAAUUCUUCUUCCCUUUCUGCCCCUACCCUUUCUAACUCUUCUAAGACCCUUUUCACAAAGUCAGGUAGUGGAAGUUCAUGGCUGCAAAGUAGUUCGACAUCUGUCAGCAACGAGCAAAAGAAUGGUCCUGUCCAUUCAGUAUAUCCGUCAUCGCCUGCUCAAGUUUCCUCUGUGCAAGACCUGUACACAUUUAUUUGUUCAGGACCUUUGCUUGACAAAAUUGGUUUGACGCCAGAGAACGUGGCCGAGUCUAUAGAUAAGUGGUUAACCUACGGGCGACAACUAUGCAGACUGUUUCAGCUUAACGAAUUGUUCUUGACCGAGCCUCAAAAAGUUAGGCUUUAUCAUUACUAUAUACCGGUCUUCCUCUGGUGUGAUAGUGAGAUUGUUCAGCAUCGGUCCAAAUUCAAAGACGGAGAAGAUAUACCUCCUUUAGUGAUUGGAUUUAGUGCUCCUCAAGGCUGUGGAAAGACGACCCUCGUCUUUGCUCUCGACUACCUUUUCCAAAUGAUUGGCAGGAAGUCUGCAACAAUAUCGAUAGAUGAUUUUUAUUUGACGGCUGAAGGUCAGAAUAAACUAAGAGAAGCUAAUCCAGGAAAUGCACUUCUUGAGUUUCGUGGAAAUGCGGGAAGCCAUGAUCUUCCUAUUUCUGUCGAAACUCUGUCGGCUUUAACCAAAAUGUCGAAAGAAGGUAUCAAGAUGAAGUUACCAAGAUAUGAUAAAUCUGCUUUCGGUGGGAGAGGUGAUCGCGCUGAUCCUUCAACAUGGCCUGAAAUUGAAGGGCCACUUGAAGUUGUGUUAUUUGAAGGCUGGAUGCUUGGUUUCAAGCCUGUUCCAGUUGAAGCCGUAAAAUCGGUUGAUCCUCAGUUAGAAAUAAUAAAUAAGAACCUCGAAGCUUAUUAUGAUGCGUGGGACAAAUAUAUAAAGUCAUGGAUAGUCAUUAAGAUUAAGGAUCCAAGUUGUGUCUACCAGUGGCGCUUGCAGGCUGAGAUUGCAAUGAGGGAGGCAGGAAAUCCUGGAAUGUCUGAUGAUGAGGUGAAUGAUUUUGUUUCGCGCUACUUGCCAGCAUACAACGCGUACCUUCCUACACUUUACUCGCAGGGUCCGAAUGGAUCAGAUCCUCAACAUCUAUUAACCAUUGAAAUUGAUGAAAAGAGAAACCCGAUCCUAGGUGUCUAG
Messenger RNA from Lathyrus sativus (Indian pea), 1320 nucleotides. The record is from the annotation of a GenBank genome assembly. NCBI's taxonomy places the organism in Eukaryota, Viridiplantae, Streptophyta, Magnoliopsida, Fabales, Fabaceae.